CCGGGCGGGGCUGCCCCGUCAGUCAGCCGCUGCUUGGGAACGUGAGCCCCGAGGGCUGCGUUUGUGGCUCGUUUUCUUUCCCCAGCUGCUCCGGGUCCUCCUCCGGGAGCCGGAAACACAUUGUCAACGCAGCUGAGGUCUGCGUUUUUCCAGCAGGGCUGGAUGGAGGGCUUGCAUGACGUCGCGAUCACGUUCAGUAAAUCUGUAUGGAACAGACCGAUAAGGGAAGUUCAGACGCGGGGGGAUGAGGAGGAACCCGGAGAGCUGUGUAAAGCGACGCGGAACUAAAAAAGAAAAAAAAAAUUGUGGUUGUACUGGGGUUGCAUUGAGACGUUUACAGAAGUUCCUACAAUAUUUCAAAGUUGAAGUCACCCCCUCCGUUCUUUAUCCCGCUCUUCCACGUGGGACUUGUCGUUUCUGCUGCUGCCCGGGGAAGUGGCUCUCCGGGUGGGGAAGGGACGCGGUGAUCUCCUUAGGUGGUUCUGAUGCUGGAGGCUGUGGAGCCAAUGAUGGGGGAAAGCUAGUUGAGCACCAGAGGAGCGUCGUUUCAGCUUUACCCGGAGCUCUGGGUGUCUUCAAGUUGGUGAGCCAGUCCACCCAUAAGAACAGAAGGGAUGAAGAAACCCCUGCAGGAUGAGAUCGAAGCCAUUCUGCGGAAGAGGAUUAUGGUGCUGGAUGGAGGCAUGGGGACCAUGAUUCAGCGGUAUAAGCUGAGUGAGGAAAGCUUCCAAGGUCAUGAAUUCAAAGAUCACUCCAGGCCACUGAAAGGCAACAAUGACAUUUUAAGUAUAACUCAACCCGAUAUCAUUUACCAAAUCCAUAAGGAUUACUUGCUGGCUGGAGCGGAUAUCAUUGAAACAAAUACUUUUAGCAGCACUAGUAUCGCCCAAGCUGACUAUGGCCUUGAACACUUGGCCUACCGGAUGAACAAGUGCUCUGCAGGUGUGGCCAGAAAAGCUGCAGAGGAGAUAACUCUCCAGACAGGAGUCAAGAGGUUUGUGGCAGGAGCUCUGGGUCCAACUAAUAAGACACUCUCUGUGUCCCCAUCUGUGGAAAGACCAGAUUAUAGGAACAUCACAUUUGAUGAACUCGUUGAAGCAUACCAAGAGCAGGCCAAAGGGCUCCUGGACGGUGGGGUUGAUAUCUUACUCAUUGAGACUGUUUUUGAUACUGCCAAUGCCAAGGCAGCCUUGUUUGCACUCCAGAAACUUUUUGAAGAGAAUUAUACUCCCCGGCCUAUUUUUAUUUCAGGGACAAUUGUUGAUAAGAGUGGGCGGACUCUUUCUGGACAGACUGGAGAGGCCUUUGUCAUCAGUGUGUCCCAUGCAGACCCACUCUGCAUUGGAUUAAAUUGUGCUCUGGGUGCAGCUGAAAUGAGACCUUUCAUUGAAACAAUUGGGAAGUGUACCACAGCUUACAUCCUCUGUUACCCCAAUGCAGGUCUUCCCAACACUUUUGGUGACUACGAUGAAACACCUUCCAUCAUGGCCAGACACUUAAAGGACUUUGCUGUGGAUGGCUUGGUCAACAUAGUGGGUGGGUGCUGUGGCUCGACACCACAUCAUAUCAGGGAGAUUGCUGAAGCUGUAAAAAAUUGUAAGCCUAGAGUCCCACCUACUACUGUUUUUGAAGGACAUAUGUUACUGUCUGGUCUACAGGCCUUCCAGAUUGGACCGUACACCAACUUCGUUAACAUUGGAGAGCGCUGUAAUGUGGCAGGAUCCAGGAGGUUUGCCAAACUCAUCAUGGCAGGAAACUAUGAGGAAGCCCUGAGCGUUGCCAAAGUGCAGGUGGAAAUGGGAGCCCAGGUGCUGGAUAUCAACAUGGAUGAUGGCAUGCUGGACGGUCCAAGUGCAAUGACCAGAUUUUGCAACUUUAUUGCUUCUGAGCCUGACAUUGCUAAGGUACCCUUGUGUAUCGACUCUUCCAAUUUUGCUGUGAUUGAAGCUGGAUUGAAGUGCUGCCAAGGGAAGUGCAUCGUCAACAGCAUCAGUCUAAAGGAAGGGGAGGAUGACUUCCUGGAGAAGGCCAGGAAGAUUAAGAAGUUUGGAGCUGCUGUUGUGAUCAUGGCUUUUGAUGAAGAAGGACAGGCAACAGAAACAGACAACAAAAUCAGUAUCUGCACCCGAGCUUACCAUCUCCUUGUGAAAAAAUUGGGCUUCAAUCCAAAUGACAUCAUCUUUGACCCCAACAUCCUCACCAUCGGUACUGGGAUGGAAGAACACAACUUGUACGCUGUCAAUUUUAUCCAUGCAACCAGAGUCAUUAAAGAAACAUUACCAGGAGUCAGAAUCAGUGGAGGUCUUUCCAACUUGUCCUUCUCCUUCCGAGGAAUGGAAGCCAUUCGAGAAGCAAUGCAUGGGGUUUUCCUUUACCAUGCAAUCAAGUGUGGCAUGGACAUGGGGAUAGUGAAUGCAGGCAACCUCCCUGUGUACGAUGACAUCCAUAAGGACCUUCUACAGCUCUGUGAAGACCUCAUCUGGAAUAAAGACCCUGAGGCCACCGAGAAGCUCUUACGCUAUGCCCAGACUCAUGGCAAAGGAGGGAAGAAAGUCGUCCAGACUGAUGAGUGGAGGAACUGCCCCGUCGAGGAGCGCCUUGAGUAUGCCCUUGUGAAGGGCAUUGAAAAGUAUAUUCUUGAUGAUACUGAGGAAGCCAGGUUAAACCAGGAAAAGUAUCCCCGACCUCUGAAUAUAAUCGAAGGACCCCUGAUGAAUGGCAUGAAAACUGUUGGUGAUCUUUUUGGAGCUGGAAAAAUGUUUCUACCUCAGGUUAUAAAGUCAGCUCGGGUCAUGAAGAAGGCUGUUGGCCACCUGAUCCCCUUCAUGGAAAAAGAAAGAGAAGAAACCAGGGUGCUUAAUGGCACAGUAGAAGAAGAGGACCCCUACCAAGGCACAAUCGUGUUGGCCACCGUCAAAGGCGACGUGCAUGACAUAGGCAAAAACAUAGUUGGAGUGGUGCUAGGCUGCAAUAAUUUCAGAGUUAUUGACUUAGGUGUCAUGACUCCCUGUGACAAGAUACUGAAGGCUGCUCUUGACCACAAAGCAGAUAUAAUUGGCCUGUCAGGACUCAUCACUCCUUCCCUGGAUGAGAUGAUCUUUGUUGCCAAGGAAAUGGAGAGAUUAGCUAUAAAGAUCCCACUGCUGAUUGGAGGAGCCACCACCUCCAGAACCCACACAGCAGUUAAAAUAGCUCCACGAUACAGUGCACCUGUAAUCCACGUCCUGGAUGCAUCUAAGAGUGUGGUGGUGUGUUCUCAGCUAUUAGAUGAAAAUCUGAAGGAUGAAUACUUUGAAGAAAUCAUGGAAGAGUAUGAAGAUAUUAGACAGGACCAUUAUGACUCUCUCAAGGAGAGGAAAUACUUAACCCUAAGUCAAGCCAGAAAAAAUGGUUUCCACAUUGACUGGCUGGCUGAACCUCACCCAGUGAAGCCCUCCUUUAUUGGUACCCGGGUCUUUGAAGACUAUGACCUGCAGAAGCUGGUGGACUACAUUGACUGGAAGCCUUUCUUUGAUGUCUGGCAGCUCCGGGGCAAGUACCCGCAUCGAGGCUUCCCCAAGAUAUUUCAUGACAAGACAGUAGGCGAAGAGGCCAAAAAGGUGUAUAAUGAUGCCCAGAAUAUGCUGGAUGUGUUGAUUAGUGAAAAGAAACUCAAAGCCAGGGGCGUGGUUGGAUUCUGGCCAGCUCAGAGCGUCCAAGAUGACAUCCACCUGUAUGCAGAGGAUGUGGUGCCCCAGGCUGCAGAGCCCAUAGCCACCUUCUAUGGUCUGAGACAGCAGGCCGAGAAGGACUCUGCCAGCACAGACCCGUACCAUUGCCUCUCAGACUUCGUCGCCCCCCUGCACUCUGGCGUCCGUGACUACCUGGGCCUGUUUGCUGUUGCCUGCUUUGGGGUGGAAGAGCUGAGCAAAGCCUAUGAGGAUGACGGCGAUGACUACAGUAGCAUCAUGGUCAAGGCUCUGGGGGACCGGCUGGCAGAGGCCUUCGCAGAGGAGCUGCACGAGAGGGUCCGCAGGGAACUGUGGGCUUACUGCAGCAGUGAGCAACUGGACAUCACAGACCUACGUAAGCUCCGGUAUGGUGGCAUCCGGCCAGCUCCCGGCUACCCCAGCCAGCCUGACCACACCGAGAAGCUUACCAUGUGGAGACUGGCCAGUGUCGAGCAGGUCACAGGCAUUAAGCUGACGGAGUCCUUGGCAAUGGCUCCUGCCUCUGCAGUAUCAGGCUUCUACUUCUCCAACUUGAAGUCCAAAUAUUUUGCUGUGGGGAAAAUUUCCAAGGAUCAGGUUGAGGAUUAUGCUUUGAGGAAGAACAUGCCUGUGGCCGAGGUGGAGAGGUGGCUUGGCCCCAUAUUGGGAUACGAUACAGACUAACUUCUAUUUUUUAAACCUUCUUUAUACUCGUUGACCUGCAGGAGGUACAAUCCAGAGUGCCUUAGAAAUAACAACAAAAAGCCCGAGUGCUUCUGGUCUCAGAAGAUUGUCUGGUGGCACUGUGUAGAGGCGGAUCUUCCUGUGCUUUCUGGGAGAGAAGCACUAUUUUUCAGUGCUUGAACUCUGAGGCUCAUAUUGUCUCUGGUCUCUCCCUGGUUCCUCAGGGACUGUGACACUGUGGAGAUAGAGGUCUUUUGCAUUUCAAAGCAAGCCAACUAGCUUCUUUUCCAUCGUUGCCUUAGAUCUAGGAGGGCACAUGCUCCUGUUUUUUUCUUUGUUUGUUUGUUUGUUUUUUCCCUUCUAGAAAAAUCACCUGAAAGUGGAAUAGAGAAAUGUGGCCCUGUGGCAAGGUGCCACUGUGAGAAAUGGGGCAUUUUAAUCUAAGUGCUUCCACCAGUACACUCUGACAAGGAGGAAAGUAUUUCUGUGCUAGCUCCAGCAGACCUCGUGUUCUGAAGCUCAAUUAAAUGGUUGCAGAAAUUCUUUUGGAAAGGCAUGCUCUUACACUUGCUUGUCAGAAAUACUCAAGCUUUAUGUCCUGGUGUGGCCAAGUACAGUCCAUCAUGCUUUCUGAGAUUGUGUGUGUGUGUGUGUGUGUCCUGUAUUCAUAGUCCCUUCCCUAAGGUGGGGGGAAAGGAGAAGUGGGAAAAAGUGACUAUUAGUUAGCAUCUUCCAGCUAUUUUCAGAAUUGAGCAAGUUCUCAGCUGACCUGUGGUACUGUGGUAUCCCGUGCAGGACCUGUGGAUUGCAUUGUGUCUCUCAGUUCUUUUUCUGCACCAUCCUGACUCCAGACUCACUACGGUUUGGAAAUAGCACAUUGACUCAUUCCGGGUUAUCUCAGGGGAAUGGUUAAGAGCAUGCUGGAAGUGAGGCAUGCAUGGACUCAAAUUUUAGCUCUGCCACCUAAUUGCUGUGUGACAUAAGUAAAGUAAAGAACUCAGCCUUUUCAGCAUUGUUUUCUCAUCUGUGAAAUGAGAGAGCUAAUACUGGUUUCUUUCUCAUUGAUCUGAGUGUGGAUUAAAUGAGCUGAUGUGUGUAAGACAGUUGACAUGGUGUCUGGCACGUAGUAGGUGCUUACUGAGAAAGUAGCUCCUGUAGAGCUCUAUACGCAGCCCCUCAGCUCAACACAUAGCAAGUGCUCACAGAAAGAAUAAAAGGUUAUUGGAGGGGAAAAAAUAGUGGGAAUGAUUGAUUGACUAUCGUAGGUCCCCUUGUGAGAUUACAACCCCAUCUAACAUUGCCUGGGAAGAAGAAGCUGCCUCUUGUGAUAUAUGCAUCACUUGGACUUGUUUUCUUUGAGACAAACCCUCCCCUACUCUUGUGAGGUUAGACAGCCUUAUCCCCAAAGCAGUCAAACCACAUUUCAUUCAGGUACAGUGGAGGUGCAUCACUGCAAAUGACAGUUCUGUGUAUCAGUCAUGUGCUCAUGUCUCCUUGCAGAGCAUCAAACAUUUACAGCCCUUCAAAUGCAGAGGAUUGCGAACUGGGGUUUGAACUCGGCUUUGUGCUUAGAAGGCAGGCACUCUACCAGGUGAGCCAUACUUCCAGUUACAUGGUUUUUAAAGGUACAUUUAACUUGUGCUAGGUUGAGCAUAGGGUGCCUGUAUUCUGAGCCACUUGGUUUUAGGACUCACUUCCUGUUAUUUCACAACAUGUAUAUUAUUUAGGCUUUGGAACAUUCUUCUGUGAGAAAGAAUGGCCUCCAAAUAUUUUAAUGUAUUUUACCCGAGCAGUUACUAAGUCUCUGGAUUCCAGUGCUUACUAUAUCUUCUCUCAGCUGGUUGUGAGACAGAAUGGCCUGCUUGUCCAAUCCCAUGACAGAGGCUUUCAUUCCCUAAAGACCAAAGUAUGUUUGCAAAUUCAAGUGCCUAAAGGUCUUAAGAAAUAUAAAAAUAACUUGAAAACAUCCUCCUUAAUUUGUUCUGGGCGUGCCAGAGAAGCAGGACUCCAAACAGGCAGAUAACAUAGUGACCUGGGUCUUGCCAUGCUGUUGACUGUACCCAGAAACUCUCCUCACCACCAGCGCUGGGGACUCUGACAUUAACUGACUCACACAUGGCGUUUCCACAUCCACUAGGGCUCUGCAUUUCAUUUCCCUCUAAUGAGUUGUCCCCAUCUGGUGCUUAUGUCUGCUGUCUACGGUGAAGCUGGUUUUUGUGGGAUGGUGGAUGUGAUCAGGUCUUGUGAUGCCUUGUUUCUCCUUUGACUUAUUCUGUUCAGCAUUCUCCACCCACACUGAACUCACGUAUAGGAUAAGCUGCCUAGGCAGAUUUCUCCUAGGAUGCCCUCCACAGAUAGCUGGGUGUUUAAUAUGUACCAGCUAUUUUCUCCUCCCAUUCUCUCCUUAAUUCAGCGAAGAGAGAGAGAGAGAGAGUGUGUGUGUGAGAGAGUGUGUGUGUGUGUGUGUGUGUAUCUCCCAUCUCUUACCACUAAUGAGCUCUUCAUUGCUAGACCUAAUAAUGUUCCUUCCAAUGGAUUUUCAUUUCUUUGGUUUUGGAUAGUAUUGAGUACUUCUUCUAAACUCUCCUUACCCUGGUUCCCCCUUGACAUCACUCUUCUCAUUAACCAUCUACAUUUAUGAUAAUUUCUCAGCCAUUUUCUGAAUUUUCUUCUUUUCUGCCCACAUAAAUCCUCAUAUCCUGAAGGAUCUAUCAUUAGUUGCCUUUUUAUUUUAUUUUGGUGGUACUGGGGUUUGAACUGAGGGCCUCAUUCUUGCUAUGCAGGCAUGCUACCACAUGAGCCACUCUGC
This is a messenger RNA of Castor canadensis (American beaver), 7182 nucleotides long. NCBI's taxonomy places the organism in Eukaryota, Metazoa, Chordata, Mammalia, Rodentia, Castoridae. The record is from RefSeq and is a predicted model, not a curated record.